Adineta ricciae is the source of this 1602-nucleotide messenger RNA. The record is from the annotation of a GenBank genome assembly. Lineage: Eukaryota; Metazoa; Rotifera; Eurotatoria; Adinetida; Adinetidae.
AUGUACAGACAAGCACCGUACGACGCUCACCUCUCCCUUCAAGUUCUCAAUCCUGUGGAGCAUCGCAAAAAAACCGACAAGUGCCAACCCCUAUCGAGUUUGUUGACAACAAAAAAAAACGACAAAUCGCACAUCAUCAAUCUAUUAACCACAUCCAUGUUCGAUCCAACGAGUCCAUCGGCAGAGCGGAAUGGUGGUGCAGGUGAAAGUACCAACAAUACGACAACGUCGUCUUACCCAAGUCCGUAUGCACCAGUUACAUAUCGACCAUUGACAUCAACACCUUCGUCAUCUUCAAUUUUUAAUGUACCCGGUUCGACCUCAUUGAAUUCACUGGAUGAUCAACAACGUCGAACGGACUUCUCAUCCUAUGCGGGAACAUCACCACCGUUCUCAACAGCCCAAGAUCCAUUAGCCGCUUCGAGCUUCAUGACAUAUCCUAUGUUCGAUCCGGAACAGUAUGCCAAUACACAAUACUAUUCACGUUAUGUUACAGCCGGUUCGCAUAUUGAUCCGAGCACGCAAACAGCGUUUUUACCUUAUUUUCAUCCAUCAUAUCGACAAGGACUUGGUACAACAUGUAAUGUUAACAAUAUUCCAAAUGGUAAAAAUGAUACAUAUAUAUGUAAAUGGGUUGAUCCUGAUACACACCGAAUAUGCAAUCGUGCAUUUGGUUAUAUGCACGAGAUUGUUACUCAUCUUACUGUUGAACAUGUGGGCGGUCCUGAACAAUCAACACACACAUGUUUAUGGGUCGAUUGUCCAAGACAUGGCCGUGCAUUUAAAGCAAAAUACAAAUUGGUCAAUCAUAUUCGUGUGCAUACCGGUGAAAAACCAUUUGCAUGUCCGUUCGCUCGUUGUGGAAAAGUGUUCGCUCGAUCAGAAAACUUGAAAAUUCACAAACGAACACAUACAGGAGAACGACCAUUUCGAUGUCAAUAUUGUGAAAGAAGUUUUGCUAAUAGUUCCGAUCGAAAGAAACAUCAACAUGUUCAUACAUCCGAUAAACCAUAUAAUUGUCGAGUCAGUGGAUGUGAUAAAACUUACACUCAUCCAUCAUCUUUACGUAAGCAUAUGAAAAUGCAUGAAUCUCAAGGUCAGGAUUCCACUUCCUCGACAGCAACGAAUUCAUCAUCUGGUUCGAUCAAUGAUUCGUGUUUGAAACGGAAUAAUCUUCAUCGGCGUGGUGGCGAGAACGAACGGUCGCCCUCACCAUCCUCACGAAUGCAUCCUCAUUCCCAGCGACGUCGUCGCUCGUCUCGAGACAGUAUAAAUACCCAUCUUCAUCACCAACAUCCACCACCACAACAUCAUCAACAACAACAAUUACUCCAACCAAAUCAUUCAUCAAUGAAUACCACAACAACUACAGAUAGUUGUUCCGAUUCACCCCCAUCGUUUGAAAACUUAGCACCAAUGAAAGCCGCUUUAGCACGUAUGCAUCAUCCUCAGCAAGCACCAGCUCAAUCUGCGACAUCAACAGAUUGGCCAUUGCAUAUGCACACAAUGAGUGCAUACCAUCAUCCACACGUUUAUCAUCCCCAUCAUGCUGCUGCUUUACAACAACAUUAUUAUCAUCGACAAACUGGACUUAAUUUUUGA